Molecule: messenger RNA, 1460 nt
Organism: Theileria parva strain Muguga
Lineage: Eukaryota; Apicomplexa; Aconoidasida; Piroplasmida; Theileriidae
Gene: CSE4
Product: Core histone H2A/H2B/H3/H4 family protein
Exons: 3
Coding region: 79-1335 (418 amino acids)
Cellular component (GO): nucleosome
Molecular function (GO): DNA binding; structural constituent of chromatin; protein heterodimerization activity
Source: RefSeq, a predicted model, not a curated record
UGUUAUAGUAAAAUUGUAUCAGUAUCAUUUUCUGUAUAUUAAUUUUUUAAUUUUUAAUCUGUAUCAUAUUUUCUUAAAAUGGAAGAAUUGGAUAUAUUUGAUGAGUCUAGUCCUGAGAGUGUUAGCAUAGAUGGUAACGAAUUUGAUAUUAAUCCCCCUGAUCCCUCAUCUAACUCCGACGACUUAAAUAGGCCAUCGAAUUUAAGAAGCGCCCCUUUUGAUCAAUCCAUUAUUACAAGCAGGGAAAUGGAUGAGGAAGAUGAAGAAGUGGUCGAAGACGUCGAUGACGAUUUUGAAAACUUUCAUGUCGAAUUUGGUAAUAAAUCGGAACAACGCUUAAACUUAUUCGCAGAAUCAUCCCAGCCGUCUCAUGUUAGUUCAUUAUCCAGACAAUCACCUCGAACUGAAACUUCACAACCGUCACCUCAUCGAACUGAGGCCUCCCAAUUUUCACAACGUAGUACACUGUCACGAUCGUCACCGCAAACUCAAUCAUCACAACCAAUUUCUCAGUCACAACCUGAAUUAUUUGAUGAUUUAGCAAAGGUUACAACUGACACUAAUACUGGUAACAAUAUCGACACAGUUGAUACUAAUACUGUUGCUCCUCUUGAUAAAGAUGUUGUAAUUGAUAAACCUGGGGUAUCUGAGACAAGUGUGAGACCAGAAUUAAGGGUUAGGAAGAGAGGAAGACCUAAACUUAAUAGGGACAUAUCUUCCCGCCCUAGUAUGGUUAGUAAAACGACUUCUCGAUCUCCUGUUGCGUCUAAAAGAGCAACUGUUCAGAAAGAGCCCACAAAACCGCCUGUAAUGAACCCAGCCCAUAUAAUCUCCGAAUAUAAAAAGCAGAAGCUGACCAAUGACGAGGCAUUUGACGCCUUAAUCCGAUAUCGCAUUAACAGCAUGUUACCGCGUCCGUCGGAGAAGAUGCACUAUAAUAAAGAUGGUGAGAUCACCAUUCCCAAGGGUUACAAGUUCGGUCGAAGCCGUGACUCGACCGGUAAAACCCUGAAACGCCAGGGACUGACCCGCAUCGAACGCGAGAUUAUGGCCUAUCAAAAAAGUACACAUAUGCUCAUCCCAAGGGCAAUCUUUGCCAGAAUCGUUAGAGAAAUCGCACAAAAUUGGUGGGCCGGUUCAGGACAAAUUAGGUUCACCGUAGAGGCCCUAGCUGCUCUUCAAGUAGCUACUGAGGAUGAAAUCACUAAGCUUCUCGAAAUUUCAACAGCUUGUUCACAUCAUGCCAAGAGAAUCACACUCAGAGUAGAUGACAUGAGACUCGCAAGAUUCUGCCGAGGAAGACAAGAAUAUGAAUUUUCCAAUAUACUACCUUGAUCCUUAUUUACAUAUUAUACUUAUAAGCCAAAAUCAUCCUUUAAACUCCUUACUGCUCUUUAUUCUAACAAGUUUUUUAUUGUUAACUUUGGUCUAAUUAACUUUCUUCAAUUUAGUAAUAUUUU